Messenger RNA from Papaver somniferum (opium poppy), 933 nucleotides. RefSeq lists its product as uncharacterized. The transcript has 3 exons. The coding region runs from base 1 to 933 and encodes 310 amino acids. Lineage: Eukaryota; Viridiplantae; Streptophyta; Magnoliopsida; Ranunculales; Papaveraceae. The record is from RefSeq and is a predicted model, not a curated record.
AUGAUAACUGUCAACAUUGGAGGCAAUCUGGUUUAUGGAAUUCAUGCUCAUGUUAAUGCAGUACAAAGAAUAUUUUUGUGGUCUGAGAUGGAAAUGAUAAGUGAUUUAAACCUACCUUGGAUUGCUAUUGGAGACUUCAAUGCCAUCACAACAGCAGAGGAAAAAGUUGGAGGAAGGCCUGCUAAUAUAAGAAACAUGCUUGAAUGCAAUACAUGUCUAGACAAGUGUGAAUUACAGCAAGCUCCUAAAUCUGGAUGUGAAUUUACUUGGUCAAAUUGCCAACAUGGCAAUAAAAGGAUUUUAUGCAAUUUGGAGAGAGCAGUAUUUAAUAAUUUGUGGCUUCAAAAACAUGAAGGGUGGGGAUAUAAAGUUGGAAUGAGAAUAGCAUCUGAUCAUGCUCCACUUUUGGGGGGAUGUGCUAGCUGUCCUAAGCCAAAAAAUGUUCCACAAAAAUUUCAAAAGAUCUGGAUUGAUCAUCCUAAUUUCAUGGAGGUUGUCACUAAUUUGUUGGUGUUUAGCAAUGUCAAUGAAAAAAUUAAAGAAGCUGCAAAAGAGGUUCAAAAUUCCAUGAAGAUUUUAGAUGCCAAUCCUCAUAAUAAAGAGCUCUUAGAUAACUUAGUGAAAGAAAAAAACAUUUUGAACUCAAAAGAAGUGCAAUUAAGCACAAUGAUGAAGUUGAAAGCUAGAACUAAGUGGUCAAAGAAGGAUCAAAGUAAAAUAGCAGAAACUUUCAUUAACUAUUUUGAGGAAAAAUUUAAGUUUAAGGAAGUGGAAAUUUCAGAAUCUUUACUUAAAGCAAUUCCUACAUCAAUAACAGAACAUGAUCAAGCCAUGUUAGAUGCAAUUCCAACUUCUGAAGAAAUUAAGCAAGUUAUAUUUGAAAUAGAUCCAGAAAGUUCUCCAGGGCCAGAUGGUUUCUCUGGCAGUUUCUAA